Pseudocercospora fijiensis CIRAD86 is the source of this 690-nucleotide messenger RNA. RefSeq lists its product as uncharacterized. The record is from RefSeq and is a predicted model, not a curated record. The coding region runs from base 1 to 690 and encodes 229 amino acids. Lineage: Eukaryota; Fungi; Ascomycota; Dothideomycetes; Mycosphaerellales; Mycosphaerellaceae. The transcript has a single exon.
AUGAACACACAUCUCGAACCGUCAGAAGUGCUCUUGUACCAAUCUCACCAUCCCAUCAGCCUCGCCGAAGCCGCCAUCGCUUCAUUUGACACAAAGACACCACGCAGUGCGCAGAUGGCCCAGCAGCUCCCAGCAUGGUUCUUGAAAUUCCAGAGACAAGUCGACCAAAAAGGUGAACACACAACGGAGCUUACUACGCAGCUGAUGAGAGAAGGAUGGGCGCUCGUCUCCAAAACCUUUUUCCUGGACUCUGUGAGUGACGUCCCGGUUUCUUGGGACUCGAAUCUUCUGUCUAGAAGCGGCAGCCGGGGAGAGACAAGUGGCGUGGGCCAAGCCGUGAUGGUGAAGCUCUACCCAUACAAGACUGCCCGGAUGCUUCUCAAUACCAUGGCACAUGAAGCCGCGCACGCUUUCAUCUCCAUGUACAGCUGCCACAACGAGGUCUGCGGAGACGCUGCGUGUGUGAAGGAGAAGGGGGUUAGCAUGGGAGUGAAGGGACAUGGGCUCGCUUGGAACAUGUUGGCAAUGGCAAUUGAGCGUGCGAGUGAAGUCUUCCUUGACUUUCGGCUGGAUCUGGGACGAGCAAGCUCUUCGAGGGACGAGCAUGAGCUUCUGGACAGAGAUCAUGCGGUGGAAGCGUUGUUUGGUGGAGUAGAUCCUCGUCGCGACAUCCCUCACCCGAACCACUGA